CCGCUGUUUAGGGCGCCAUGUUUCAAUAGACAAACACUUUUAACAAUAUCAGUGCUGCGAAAUCGACUUUUGUCCGCAUUAAAUGACUUUUAACAUCUUUGACGGACGAACAGACAUUUGCUGAAAGUUUAUUACUCGUACUCAAGGCAUUUUAUGUCAAUAUUGUCGCGGUAUGAGUUUGUGUGGCACCGAGACACUAAUGUGUAUCAUAGAAACACUUCGUUCGGGAUUAUUGUGUUACUGUAGGACUGUGGCGACUUUAUAAAAUCUUUAAAGAUCAGCAGGAUGUCCAUUGAUUUCGACAGUGCAGCUCUACAGACCCAGCAGGAGGAAGAGGAGUAUGAUCAGGAAGACUACGCCAGAGAACAAGAGCUCCACAAGCUCCUGACUGAUCUCCCUGAUGAUAUGCUAGAUGACAGCGCUGACAGCUCCACCUGCAGCCGUCCGGAAGACAACAACAGACCGCAGCAUGCCUGGGAUGUCCCACAAUGGGAGCAUCCAAGACCUUCUUCCCAUGAGCAACACUAUGAGGAGGAUGAUCAAGGCUCUUAUCAUGAGGACUACAGCUACAGGAGUCACACGUCUCAGAGCAACAGUCACCCUCAUCACCUCCAGACCGGGACAGAACAUGUGGCCACCGGCUGGGACCAACAGAACUACCAGUUCCAGAACCGAGACUAUGCACACUCCUCCGCAGGCACGGAUGAGUCCCAAGGCAUUGACUUCUCCACUGGGGUCGGGGCGGAACAGGACGUGUACCCUCAUAAUGCUCUUCAGCAUGGGGCAGGCCACCCCGGAGAUGAGGCUAGAGCCCUAGGAGAGCAUAGCCACAUCAGACACCACUUUCAGGUGUUUGAUAAUGGAGGAGCUGGGAACAAACCCACUGGCCACUGCAGAGCCAGUUACCAUCCACAUCAACUUUCAAACCAGCCCAAGAUGUUCAGUCCUCAAGUGACCAAUCAGAAUAACCACUUUGACCAGAUUCAGAGGGACUUCCUGGACUCAGCACCACAUUCAGCAGACGGUCAGCAGCUGGCACAGCUUCAGAUUGUAAACCGAGCUCAAUCCGGACAGAUCGAGGAGCUGGAACAGAAACUAGAGGACUGCAGGAGGAAGAUGAGAUAUCUGGAGCACCAGUUCGCCAUCGUCAAAGAAGAGAAAGAUGGUCAGACUGUAUCAGUGAAGGAGUCCAGUGCACUCGUGGAGGAGGCGAAAGAGAGAGAAGCGCAGCUGCAGGGCAGAGUCAGAUCUCUGGAGAAACAGAUCCAGUCUCUCACAGACCGAGAGCAAGAGAGCCUAAAGCAGCAGCGUGUGGCCGAGGUGGCGAUGGACAGCAUGAAGCAGCAGAUGAUGGAUCUGGGUCGCUCAGACAUUCUCACACGAGCACGGGAGCAGCACGAUAGAGACAUGACCGCUAUCCGUGAGCAGUACGAAGCACAACUGCUCACCCUUCAGCAGAAACUAGACGCACAAUCACAGAGUCUGAACGAGCAGGCGGAGGCGGGCCAGCGGCUGCUGGAUCAGGUCCGGCUGCUGGAGCGUCAGAGAGAAGAGGAUCAGGUGGACAGAGCCGCCGUCAUCAACACCCUCGCACAGCGCCUGGAGGAGAGCCAGCAGCAGUGUGCCAAACUGCUCCACACUGGCUCUGUUCAAGAGAUGAGUCAGUUACAGCUGAAGCUCCAGCAGGCUCAGUCUACCUGCGCUAUCAGAGAAGACCUCAGCAAAGCCCUGCAGGAAGAGUUGACUGAACUGAAGGAGCAGAUAAAUCUGUAUGAGUCUGCCAUUAAACAUGGAGCCCUGGAGUCUAAUGGAGACUGGGAGAGCCAGCUGUCUGAGUCCUGCAUGGACCUGGGCAUCAAGAAGCCCAAGUGGAGAAAUGGACGGAUCCACAGCAAACCUCAUAUUGCAGAAGCAGGAGACUCGACCCUGCUGAAGGAGGACGUGGUGCGAGAGCUGAAGAGCGAGUUGCAGCGCUGCCUGAGUCACCUGAAGACCAAGCGUCUGAAGAUCUCUGAGCUGCAGGAGGAGCUGCGACGCUCUCAGAGCAGAACAGAGCAGCUGCAGACGCGGCUAGAGCAGGCUGAGAGAACCAUACAGGACUCUGAGGUGAGGGAGAGCAGCUUGGAGAAACACCUGGAAACAUCCCCCAUGACUGCAGCUCCUCACAAAGACCUCAUCAGACUGCAGAAAGAACGGCAGGUGCUGCAGGAGAGAGUGGAGGCUCUGGAGAAGAGGAAUCAGGAGCUGAAGCAGAGUGAGGAGAAGGUGAAGUCAGCCAACUCUGAGCUCUGCACCAAGAUGAGAGAGAUGAUCCAGGAGCUGGACCAGGAGAAACGAGAAGCAGCAGAGAGGGAUGAGAGGACUCGGCAGCAGUUUAGAGAUGAUGUGGUGAAUGGUGUCCGGAUGGAGCUGACACAGGAGCACACGGCUCACAUAGAGCAACUCACUCACCAGCAUCAGCAGCACCUCCAACAGCUCCAGUCAAAGCUGGCUGAUCUCAGACAGGAGGUGUUAGCUGUGCAGGAAUGCUACAUUUCUGUUUGCAAAGAGAAAGACAAGCUGGAGGAAAAUCUCCAAAACAAGCUUGAAGAACAGAGGAGAUUGAUAGAAAAUGAGUUGAAGAGGCGAGAGGACAGUGAGGCUGCUCUGGAGAGACUGAGGUCUGAUUUGGAGUGUCAGCAUCAGGAGGACGUGACUCGGCUCAGAGCCCAGUGGAAGAUAGACACACAGACUGAGACUGAGCUGCAGGUCAGAGAGCAGCUGGAAACGGCCAGAAAGAGCUGGCAGCAGGAGCAGGAGACGCUGGAGCAGUCCUGGGCUCAGCGGUUACAGGAGGCUGAGGAAGAGCUCAGGAAGGCCAGGCAGUCAGACACCUGUGAGGGAGCGGUGGGUCAGCUGAUUUCAGCGGAGCAGCUGGAGGUCCGGCUCAGGGCUCAGAGGGAGACCCUGCAGCAGGAGGCUGCAACGGCCCGGGACAGAGCCGUGGAGGAAGCAGUACGACACGCUCAGAGAGAGAUGCAGCAGAAACACACUGAUGACAUCACGCUCCAGGUUGAAGGUGCUCGUUCUCGAUGGCUCCAGGACUUGACCUCCCUCCCAGAGUACAAAAGCAGUCUGCAGAGGGAAAAAGAUGAGUGGGAGCGACUUCAGCAGCAGCGUGUCCAGGAACAGGUGUCCUCUGCUGUGAAGGCAGUGGAGGAAAGGUGGCAGGACACGCUCCGCACCAAAUGCACUGAACUGGAGCAGUGUAACAUGAGAAACGGGGAGCUCCAGGAGGAAGUGCUUACCCUCCGCACCCGACUGGAGCGUGUGUGCCGGGAGCAGGCUGCCCUCCUGAAAGCAGAGCUGGCUGCAGCCCGAGACGUUUGGAUCAGAGACAAGCAGGAGGAGAUGUCCCGUCUCAGGACACAGCUCCAGAGAGAGCAGAAGCAGAAACUACAAGCCGCUCUGGAGCAAACCGACAAACAAAGAGACACAGAGCUACACGAAACUCUCAGAGAAAAGGAGCAGGAGUGGAGGGAUCAACAAGAGAUCAGACUGCAGGAGGAGAUGCUCCGUGAACUAAAGGAGGUUCUGCAGGACGGAGUGGAGAGCAGGAGGAUUGGAGAAGAACAGCAGCUCACCAUUAGAUCCAGAGUCUGGGAGAUCUGCAGAGAAACACUCAGCCAAGCCAAGCAGGAGCUGAAGAAGAGCAGCGCAGACAAGCUGAGACGUGUGCUGAAGGAAACCCAGGAGCGCCAUGAGGCAGAGAUUGCAGCUCUGACGGCUCAGAGGAAGCAGAGUGAAGGUGCCGAGUCUCUGGCCAAACUCCAGAAGAAGAAUCAAGAGCUCCAGAGACAUCUAGAGAAGGCCUGCCGGCAGCUCCAGAGGAGCGUACAAGAGCACAAAAACACCCUGCAGAGGAUGAAAGAUGAGCACGAGGCAGCCCUGCAGAAGGAGCAGCAGAGUCAUCUCAGAGCCCUUGAGGAACUGAAACAAACCUCAAAUGCAGAAGCACUUUCAAGUGGUUCAGUCAGCCAACAGAAUCUUCAAGCAGGUCUUGAGGAAAUGAAGGAGCGAUACAUGAAAGCAGUGGAGAAAAUCAGAGGUGACAUGCUGCGCUACCUGCAGGAUAGUAAGGAGCGGGCGGCAGAGCUGAUCAGGACUGAGGUCCUGAGGGAGAGACAGGACACGGCCAGACGCAUGCGCAGGUACUACCUCACCUGUCUGCAGGAGCUGCUGGAGGACGGAGGCCAGGCCGCAGGAGCUGAGAAGAAAAUCAUAAAUGCUGCUAGCAAACUGGCCGCCAUGGCCAAAGUCCUGGAGACCCCGGUGGCCAAACGCAAGCUUUCGAGAACCCAGGGCUCUCAAGGUGGAUCAGACAAAACAGACACUGAAGCCAGUGGUUCUCCUGCUAAACUCCUGGGAACCGAAGCCCUCAAGGAUGGUAAGAACCAACACAAUCUAACGGACUCGAACUACACAUCCAUGACGGCUAAACAGAAAGACGUCAGAUCUAAAUCCAUCGAACCGGAUUCCCUCAAGUCUGUAGGGGUAUGUGGAUCCAAAGACACUUUUACGGUUGGUCGGGUAACUCAGAAGCACACACAGUUUGCACACGAUGGUGUUUUUAACAGCGUUAAUGUCACACUGAGAAAGCACAGCAGGGAAAUGUUCAUGGAGGGUUUUGGAGAACCAUCAUCAUCCGUCCAGCCCUUCCUGAUCGAAGAAGAUCCCGUUCGUGAUAACGGCCCGAGCGACUGGAGUUUAACCAGUAACGGCUCUAACUUCCUUCACCUGACCUCGUCCCGUCCAGAUCCUGGGAAGCCGUUCUCUGUUAGCGGCGGGUUGGACUUUAGAAGCUCCAUCGGUGAUGACUCUGAUGUUACCAUAUACAAGGAGUUUGUUAAGCCUCGGUCUUACUCUAAACCCGAUGUGUGUGUGGACAGAAGAACAGAUCAACACAGAGAGCCAACCCCUGGUUCUGAGGGACAUGGGGUCCGGAAAAAGUGUCCAAAGAGCUUAUUUUCGGAGUUGAAAGUGUAUCAGCAGGACAGUGGGUUCGACAGCCCGUUGGCACUGCUUCAGAAAUGAAGUUUAGAUUUGUUUGUGCCAGAGCAAACUGAAAACUGAGCUUGUGCAAUGUUUGUGCAAAUAUUUGUUUCAGCGAUUGUACUGUCCUGUGCAUGAAUUGGUUAUUUUAAUUUAAUAAAGCAACCUAGUUUUACAUCA
Carassius auratus (goldfish) is the source of this 5211-nucleotide messenger RNA. Its product is annotated as centrosomal protein of 152 kDa-like. Bases 286 to 5073 code for a protein of 1595 amino acids. NCBI's taxonomy places the organism in Eukaryota, Metazoa, Chordata, Actinopteri, Cypriniformes, Cyprinidae. Gene Ontology annotation, biological process: centriole replication. The record is from RefSeq and is a predicted model, not a curated record. Gene Ontology annotation, cellular component: centrosome. The transcript is spliced from 29 exons.